UCCAACUAGAAUACAAAAGCUAUUACAAUGCUCUAAAAAAAUCUAACAUAAACUCUAAACUCACAACUCCAACUCUUCUAUUACCAACCAAGCACGCCUUUCUGUUUCUCUCCAUCCUGUUCUUUCUCUUUCUCUCAUGGCUAGUGAUAAUCAAGAAACAUCACGUGCAACGCACAUGCAAUAUUAUACAGAUGACGACGAUAGCGAGAACGGAGGAGGCGGUGGCGGAGAAGAGGAGGAAGAAGAUGAAGGAGAGGAAGAGAGCACGCGCGAUUGCAGAAAUACCCUUUUCAUGUGCGGUGCUGGUCUUGUUCCUAAACGAAGUGGUGGGUGGUCUUUAGGGCAAGUUUUGGACCCUAGAGCGAAAUGGGUUCAAGAAUGGAAUAGGGGUUUUCUUCUUGUUUGUGCUACUGGGCUUUUUGUUGAUCCCCUCUUCUUCUAUGCUCUCUCUGUUAGUGAUACUUGCAUGUGCCUCUUCAUUGAUGGAUGGUUCGCCUUAACUGUAACGGCUCUCCGGUGCAUGACUGAUGCCUUGCACGUAUGGAACAUGUGGCUGCAGCUUAAAAUGGCCAAAAAACCAUCUAUUGGAGGUGGUAUCGGUGGUGAUUAUGGAGAUAGAAGUGGACCACGGUUUAGUAGCCCUAGCUCAGUGGCCCUGAGAUACUUGAAGGCAAAGAAAGGAUUUUUCUUUGAUCUGUUUGUUAUUCUUCCUCUCCCGCAGAUUAUAUUAUGGGUGGCAAUUCCCUCGUUGCUGGAAGGAGGAUCAGUGACUGUAGUGAUGACAAUAUUUUUGAUCAUAUUCCUCUUCCAAUAUCUUCCAAAAAUCUACCACUCGGUUUGCCUCCUUCGACGAAUGCAGAACCUCUCUGGCUACAUUUUUGGAACUGUUUGGUGGGGAAUUGCCCUUAACAUGAUUGCUUACUUUGUUGCAUCUCAUGCAGCAGGUGCAUGUUGGUACUUACUAGGAAUACAAAGGACUGCAAAAUGUCUGAAAGAAAAAUGCAGAGAAACACAGGGUUGUGGGUUGAGGUUAUUGUCUUGUAAAGAACCCAUUUACUAUGGAACAGCUAGCAAGGUGAGAGAUGGAGCAAGGCUGGCAUGGGCAGACAACAAGGUAGCUAGGGCUACAUGCUUAGACAGUAGUGAUAAUUAUGACUAUGGAGCCUAUAAAUGGACUGUUCAGCUUGUUACAAACGGGAGUAGAUUGGAGAAAAUACUAUUCCCUAUCUUUUGGGGCCUAAUGACCCUGAGCACUUUCGGCAACCUGGAGAGCACAACAGAAUGGUUGGAAGUUGUUUUUAACAUCAUUGUCCUGACUAGUGGACUCCUUUUGGUCACCAUGUUGAUAGGAAAUAUAAAGGUUUUCUUGCAUGCAACAACAUCAAAGAAGCAAGCAAUGCAGUUGAAGAUGAGAAAUAUAGAAUGGUGGAUGAGGAAAAGACGCCUGCCUCCAGAGUUCAGGCACCGUGUUCGUAACUACGAGCGGCAGCGCUGGGCAGCAAUGCGCGGAGUCGAUGAAUGUGAGAUGAUCAGAAACCUCCCUGAAGGACUUAGGAGGGAUAUCAAGUAUCAUCUGUGCCUCGAUUUGGUUAGGCAGGUACCACUUUUCCAACAUAUGGAUGACCUAGUCUUAGAGAACAUCUGUGACCGUGUGAAGUCCCUCAUUUUCACAAAAGGAGAAACAAUAACAAGAGAGGGAGACCCUGUGCAAAGAAUGCUAUUUGUAGUAAGGGGUCACCUACAGAGUAGCCAAGUGCUUAGAGAUGGUGUGAAGAGCUGCUGCAUGUUAGGGCCUGGAAAUUUCAGUGGAGACGAGCUGCUAUCAUGGUGUCUGAGACGACCCUUCAUCGAACGCCUACCACCAUCUUCAUGCACUCUAGUGACCCUCGAGACAACAGAGGCAUUCGGGCUGGAAGCUGAAGAUGUGAAAUAUGUGACGCAGCACUUCAGAUACACAUUUGUUAACGAAAGAGUGAAGAGAAGCGCAAGAUAUUAUUCACCUGGGUGGAGAACUUGGGCAGCUGUGGCAAUUCAGUUGGCUUGGAGAAGGUAUAAGCAUCGACUGACACUUACUUCACUGUCAUUUAUAAGGCCUAGAAGACCAUUAUCAAGAUGUUCUUCCUUGGGAGAGGAUAGGCUUAGGCUUUAUACUGCUCUGUUAACUUCGCCAAAGCCAAAUCAGGAAGAUUUUGACUUUUGAAAAGUUUGAAAUAAUAGUAAUAAUAUUGAUAGUAAUAACAAUAAUCAUAUUAAUAAUAUGUGUGGAUUAUAAAAUUA
Molecule: messenger RNA, 2277 nt
Organism: Ricinus communis (castor bean)
Lineage: Eukaryota; Viridiplantae; Streptophyta; Magnoliopsida; Malpighiales; Euphorbiaceae
Product: cyclic nucleotide-gated ion channel 4
Exons: 7
Coding region: 137-2200 (687 amino acids)
Source: RefSeq, a predicted model, not a curated record